AUGUCAAAACAAACCGACCAUGUAAAGCGUCCAAUGAGUGCCUUUAUGGUUUGGUCGCGAGCCCAAAGACGGAAGAUGGCCCUUGACAACCCUAAGAUGCACAAUUCUGCGAUCAGCAAGUGGCUCAGAGGAGAGUGGAAACUUCUGUCAGACUCAGAGAAAAGACCGUUCAUCGACGAGGCCAAAUGUCUCCGCGCAGUUCACAUGAAGGAACACCCAGACUACAAAUACAGACCACGGCGCAAGCCAAAGAACGGGUAUCAGUAUCAUGUGGCUUAUAACAUUAGAGAGCAGGACGCACUCAAAGGCUUGCUCUCUUUUACCACCUACAGUGUACUAACGAAUCCUGAAAAGACUGCUGCCGCCAUCGGAGUGCUGCUAAUCAGUCACUCUGUGCCAACGACCCCUUACCCUUAUCUGGAUAUAAACUUGAAAACAUCAGAAUUGUUGGCGACUACUUUUCCACACACCUCGCUUGAUUAUUUCGGACAUGUUGUUGCAUUUCCGAGAAUGGGAAUCCUUGGUGCCAUGCACCCCUCCCCGAGCAAUCCUGCUUACAUGAUGCCCUGCAACUUUCCCGUGUGGAUGGCCUCUACUCCUCACACUCCUCCUUCAGCUUUUGUGGUUUUGAUAAAUAUGAUGCGCAAGACUCUGCACGAACUUUACUCUGCAUUUGCAGCAGCCUUAUGA
This is a messenger RNA of Neoarius graeffei (lesser salmon catfish), 690 nucleotides long. RefSeq names its product transcription factor Sox-21-A-like. Gene Ontology annotation, molecular function: RNA polymerase II cis-regulatory region sequence-specific DNA binding; DNA-binding transcription factor activity, RNA polymerase II-specific. Lineage: Eukaryota; Metazoa; Chordata; Actinopteri; Siluriformes; Ariidae. The transcript is spliced from 2 exons. Gene Ontology annotation, biological process: cell differentiation; regulation of DNA-templated transcription; anatomical structure morphogenesis. The record is from RefSeq and is a predicted model, not a curated record. The coding region runs from base 1 to 690 and encodes 229 amino acids.